Molecule: messenger RNA, 1758 nt
Organism: Fragaria vesca subsp. vesca
Lineage: Eukaryota; Viridiplantae; Streptophyta; Magnoliopsida; Rosales; Rosaceae
Product: anthranilate synthase component I-1, chloroplastic-like
Exons: 11
Coding region: 1-1758 (585 amino acids)
Biological process (GO): L-tryptophan biosynthetic process
Molecular function (GO): anthranilate synthase activity
Source: RefSeq, a predicted model, not a curated record
AUGCAAGGCCUCUGCUUGUCUCACCGCUUGGUUACCCCGGCCACUCACCGGUUGUGUCCUGUUCCGGUCAUCGGCAUUUCAACCAGAACCUCAAGCUCGACACUGUCAUGUGUCCCAAAACUGAACUACGUCCCGAGUAUCAGAUGCUGCUCUCAGAAGAACCAGUCUUUAACAACUGAUGCAAAGAAGUUCGAAGAGGCAUCAAAGCAUGGGAAUCUUGUUCCUCUUUACCGGUGCCUCUUCUCUGAUCAACUCACGCCGGUUCUUGCAUAUCGGUGUUUGGUGAAGGAGGAUGAUCGAGAGGCCCCAAGUUUUCUGUUUGAGUCAGUCGAACAGAGCACUCAGGGGAGGUACAGCAUUGUUGGUGCUCAACCAGCAAUGGAAAUUGUUGCAAAAGAAAAUAAGGUGACUGUUCUUGACCAUGAAGCAGGCUGUUCUAUUGAGCAGUUUGUCGAGGAUCCCAUGGCGGUUCCGAAACGAAUCUCGGAUAACUGGAGGCCUCAGCUCAUCGAUGAACUUCCUGACGCUUUUUGUGGUGGAUGGGUUGGAUUCUUCUCAUACGACACAGUCCGGUACGUGGAGAAGAAGAGACUGCCGUUCUCGAAGGCUCCGGAGGAUGACAGGAAUCUACCGGACAUGCAUUUAGGACUGUAUGUGGAUGUUAUUGUCUUUGAUCAUGUAGAGAAGAAAAUCUAUGCUAUUCAUUGGGUGAGGUUAGACCGGUACUCCUCGGUUGAGAAAGCGUAUAAAGAUGGAGCAAGACGGUUGGAAAAUUUAGUGGCUCGAGUCCAUGACAUAGAGUCGCCAAAGAUUUCUCCAGGUGCUUUCAGUCUGGAAACUCAGAAAUUUGAUCCAGCUCUGACCAUCUCCAACAUGACGGGCGAGGCAUACAAGAACAUUGUGAAGCAGGCAAAGGAGCAUAUUCUGUCCGGGGAUAUAUUCCAAAUUGUGCUGAGUCAGCGAUUCGAACGGCGUACAUUUGCCCAUCCGUUUGAAAUCUAUAGAUCCCUGAGGACAGUAAAUCCUAGUCCCUAUCUGACUUACCUGCAGGCUAGAGGAUGCAUACUGGUAGCUUCCAGUCCAGAGAUUUUAAUGAGUGCCAAAAAGAAGAAGAUUGUCAACCGGCCAUUAGCCGGAACUGCGAGACGAGGCAAGACAUUGGAAGAGGACCAGCAGUUGGAGGUUAAGCUUCUGCAGGACGAGAAGCAGUGCGCCGAACACAUAAUGCUGGUGGACUUAGGACGCAACGAUGUUGGGAAGGUCUCAAAGUCUGGCUCUGUUAAGGUGGACAGGUUAAUGGACAUAGAACGCUACUCGCACGUCAUGCAUAUCAGCUCUACGGUCACCGGAGAGCUUCGUGAGGGUCUCACUUGCUGGGACGCACUCCGAGCUGCACUGCCUGUGGGUACUGUCAGCGGUGCUCCAAAGAUGAAGGCCAUAGAGCUUAUAGAUAAGUUGGAAGUGAACAGGCGCGGCCCGUACAGUGGCGGAUUUGGAACAAUUUCAUUCUCCGGUGAUAUGGACAUUGCACUAGCUCUGAGGACCAUGGUAAUCCCAACAGCACCCCGGUUUGACACAAUGUACUUCUACAACAAUGGCAACACCCGCCGCGAGUGGGUUGCAUAUCUCCAAGCUGGUGCAGGAAUAGUAGCGGACAGUGACCCAGAUGAUGAGAAUCUAGAGUGCCAAAACAAAGCUGCAGGUCUUGCUCGCGCUAUUGACUUAGCCGAGGCUGCAUUCGUGGAUGUUGAACAGUGA